UCAGACCAAAAAAAGGAGUCAAACAGAAACAAAAUUUUAACCAUAGGACAAAUUAUCAUCUGUGUUGGACAAAAACAAUUAUGCAUAUAAUGGAUAUGAAAUACACAUUCAGCCACUUUCAAAAACCAAUUCUCAAUUUCAAAUUUCAAACUCUCAUUUCUUAAGCAAAACCAACAAACACUAUUAGAGAUGCAAUGCAAGUAUAAUAGAUUAGGAAAAUGUUUCAUUGAGUUCCUUCAUGGACAAAGGCAAACAACCUAUGCUGGCAGGAUCUUCUGAUGUCCUUUCACAUGAUAUUGUUUGUCUCUCUUCCCCAAUUCAAAAGCUGAAAGACAAAGUUGGUGAGCAUUCUGCAGUUAUUAAAGAGUAUUUGAUGCCAAAGUUUGGUGAAGCUGUUUUGAGUGGUGAUGAGAAAUCACCAACUGAAAGUGUUACUAAGAGAUCAUCCCCCACGUACCAAGAUGAAGAAGAUAUGGAUCUGCCAUUUAAGUUGCUCAAGAGAAGUAUUAAGAUUGAAAUAUUUCACACAUGUAUUUUGCCCAACUAAUUCAUUCAAUAUGCACAUGAUGGGGAUGCAUAAGCUAUCAGUGCAACCUGGGAAGACUAUAUGAUGUAUGAAGUUGAGCUAAACAUAGGUUAUUUGAUAAAAGAAGAGGGAGGAGGAUCUUAUAGCAAUGCAAUGGAUGAGAAAAUUUAUUAAUGCAUUAGUUGUUUUCGAUUGUUUUUGUUUUCCCUUAAUUUUGUUAAUGCAUUGUGUGAUUCUAAGUUGUACAAAUAAAUCUUAAGUGCCAAAUCAUCGUUUUAUAAUAUUAUUUCCAUUCCAUUUUUAGUUUCCU
Messenger RNA from Trifolium pratense (red clover), 836 nucleotides. RefSeq lists its product as uncharacterized. The transcript has 4 exons. NCBI's taxonomy places the organism in Eukaryota, Viridiplantae, Streptophyta, Magnoliopsida, Fabales, Fabaceae. The coding region runs from base 239 to 547 and encodes 102 amino acids. The record is from RefSeq and is a predicted model, not a curated record.